UUCAAUGCUUCAAAUCCCAUCCAUGGAUCUUUCUCUUCUUUCCUUUAUAAUCUUUACCUUCUUCCUCUUCUUGCCCAUGGUAGUCAAAAUAGUGCACAACCACAAAACAAAAAAUUCUGUUGCAAAAUGCCCCCCAGGACCAUGGAAAUUACCGCUUAUAGGAAACUUGCACCAGCUUGUUGGCUCAUUACCUCAUCACUCUCUUAGAAACUUGGCCAAUAAGUAUGGACCCCUCAUGCACUUACAGCUUGGUGAACUUUCAAACAUCGUCGUUUCUUCACCGGAAAUCGCCAAACAAGUCAUGAAAACUCAUGACAUUAUCUUUGCCAACAGACCAUAUCUUCUUUCUGCCAAGAUAUUGUCUUAUGAUUCGACAAACAUCGGGUUUUCCCCAUACGGAGAGUAUUGGAGACAGCUUCGGAAAAUUUGCUCCAUGGAGCUAUUAAGCGCGAAACGUGUCCAAUCGUUCAGAUCAGCAAGGGAAGAGGAAGUGCUAAAUUUCACCAAAGCGAUACGCGCGAGUGAAGGUUCAUCGAUCAAUCUAAGCGAGAAAAUUUCUUCCACUACUUAUAGCAUUACAGCAAGAGCGGCAUUCGGUAAAAGAUCCAAUGAUGAGAAGGCUUUCAUAUCCAUAGUUAAGGAGAUCUCAGAGGUGGCUGCAGGGUUUUCUUUAUCAGAUUUAUACCCUUCGCUUAAAGCCUUUCAACUGAUCGGUGGAAUGAGGCACAGACUUGAGAAACUGCACCGAAAGAUUGAUGGGAUUCUUGAGACUAUAAUUGAAGACCACAAGCAGAAAGAGAAGGGAGUGAUAUCUGAUGGUGUAGAUGCUGAAGAAGACUUGGUUGAUGUUCUCCUAAGGCUUCAGAAAUGCGGUGAUCUUGAACAUCCUCUAACUGAUGGCAAUAUCAAAGCUGUUCUCUUGGACAUUUUUAGUGCCGGGAGUGAGACAUCAUCGACGGCUAUAGAGUGGACAAUGUCUGAACUGCUGAAAAACCCGAGGGAGAUGGAAAAGGCACAAGCAGAGGUAAGAAGGGUUUAUCAUGGAAAAGCAAACGUAGACGAAACAAGACUUCAUGAACUCAAAUUCUUAAAAGCAGUGAUCAAAGAAUGCCUGAGGCUACAUCCUCCUGCUCCUUUACUAGUUCCAAGAGAGUCGAGUCAGAGCUGUUUUAUCGACGGAUACGAGAUACCCGCGAAAACAAAAGUCAUCGUCAAUGCAUGGGCAAUCGGGAGAGACCCUAAGUAUUGGGAAGAUGCGGAGAGAUUUUACCCUGAUAGAUUCCUGAAUAGUUCAAUUGAUUAUAAGGGUGCGGAUUUCGAGUUCAUCCCAUUUGGUGCUGGAAGAAGAAUUUGUCCGGGAAUUAUAUUUGGUACGGCUGUUGUUGAGCUGACUCUGGCACAAUUGCUUUUCCAUUUCGAUUGGAAAUUUCUUACUGAUGAGAUCAAACCAGAGGAUUUAGACAUGACUGAGGCCUUUGGAUUAGACGUCAGAAGAAAAAAAAGUCUGAAUUUAGUUCCCAUUCCUUAUCAAAACAAUUUCUGCUAGAUGGACCCCAACAAAUAAUUAAAGUGUUGUAUUGUGUGCUCAACCGGCAAUUUAAGUUUUGACAUAUCUAUAGCUUAAAUAUCAAACAUAUAUAUAUAUAUAUAUAUAUAUACACACACACACACACACAUAUAUGCAUAUAUGGCCAGAGAUUUUAAGCGAUUUUCUAUAUGUAACAUGUAGAGACAAAAGUCAUGCCUGCUGUUUCAUCUAAUCAAACUCAAUGAGGUCAAAGGACGCAAUAUACAUUGUUUUUAUUUUUAUUU
Messenger RNA from Morus notabilis, 1812 nucleotides. Its product is annotated as cytochrome P450 71D10. Bases 5 to 1546 code for a protein of 513 amino acids. Gene Ontology annotation, molecular function: monooxygenase activity; heme binding; oxidoreductase activity, acting on paired donors, with incorporation or reduction of molecular oxygen. The transcript has 2 exons. The record is from RefSeq and is a predicted model, not a curated record. NCBI's taxonomy places the organism in Eukaryota, Viridiplantae, Streptophyta, Magnoliopsida, Rosales, Moraceae.